AUGGAAGAGGAACCUUCCAAACUGACCCCCAUCUGCGUGGCUUCAACGCGAGAUGAGGAUGAGUCGAAGAUGCCCAGAAAGCCCAACGAGCGAUACUCGGAUUUCAACCACGUCAAAAGUAUAGAAUGGCCUCCUGACGGCACCACGGUCUUGGCCGACAUGGCUGAUCAUCACAUCAGAACGUUUAUACUACCUCCAGAUCUCCUGGAGGAGAAACAAUCACCUCAUCAUCUCACUCCUUAUUCUGUUCUCCCUUCGACAGAGCCCACCUAUGCUACUGCUAUCUAUCCGUUCUAUUCCCUUCAGGAGCCAUCCACCACUCUCUUUCUCUCGUCAGUCCGAGAUCACCCGAUCAGGCUGGCGUCUGCUCUUGUGCCAACCUCAGUGGCGACCUACUCUCUGGUCAACCCGACCACCGAGGCCUUUAUAACCCCUCAUUCCUUGAUCUACCCAUCUGCACUUGGUGGAACCCAUUUCCUCACGGGCUCGGAUAGUCUCAUUUGUCUGUUUGAUGUAUCUCGUCCCGGGAAAGAUGGACCAGUGACAUGGAUGCCAACGAUACCCAGUAAACGUAAGCAGGCAGUGGGUGGAGGCGUCGGAAUGAAAGGGAUUAUUUCGGCGAUGGCCGUCAGUCCGACUGGCGACGGAGUUCUCGCUGCUGGCACCUUUUCAAGGCAGAUUGGACUCUACGAUUCCAAUGGGUCUGGCCAGUCGCUCGGCACCUUUAGCGUUGCAAAAACGGAAGCCAAUCGUCACAUCGGCGGUCGGGGAGUCACCCAGCUGCUCUGGAGUCCUUGCGGUCGAUACCUUUACAUCGCAGAACGAAACAGCGAUGGGGUCCUGGUAUAUGACAUUCGAGCCACCGGCCAACUCCUUGGCUGGCUUGAAGGCCGAAAGGCUCUCACCAAUCAACGGAUGAAGAUCGACAUCGUACCGACCGGUCAGGGCGAAUCUCAUGAAAUCUGGGCUGGAGGAACAGACGGUUAUAUGAGAGUCUGGAGGGACUCUGCACUCACCGCGGGGCCGCAGAAGCCACUGUGGGAAUGGAAGGUUCAUGAUGAUUCCGUCAACAGCACCAUACUGCAUCCUUUGGGUAGCAUCGCUGCCACUGCCGGUGGACAGAGACACCAUUUCGAUGAUACGGUGGCAGAGGAAGGGGGUCCGUUCACAACUGAUAGCACGCUGAAGAUCUGGUCUAUGCCAUUUCUGGAGGGGGAACUGGAUGGGUAG
Molecule: messenger RNA, 1230 nt
Organism: Aspergillus steynii IBT 23096
Lineage: Eukaryota; Fungi; Ascomycota; Eurotiomycetes; Eurotiales; Aspergillaceae
Exons: 4
Coding region: 1-1230 (409 amino acids)
Molecular function (GO): protein binding
Source: RefSeq, a predicted model, not a curated record